Messenger RNA from Aspergillus udagawae, 255 nucleotides. RefSeq lists its product as uncharacterized. Lineage: Eukaryota; Fungi; Ascomycota; Eurotiomycetes; Eurotiales; Aspergillaceae. The record is from RefSeq and is a predicted model, not a curated record. The coding region runs from base 1 to 255 and encodes 84 amino acids. The transcript has 4 exons.
AUGCAUAACUUGACCGCAAGCAUCCGCUUCGAAACCGAAAGGGCAUGGGAGGACUUUGCCCAGAACGACGAUGAAACGACUGUGGAACAGAUCUUCCGUGAUAAGAACGUCACCAUCAGGAAGCCAAUCAAUGCUAGCCAUCAUACGCCUCCUAUUCUCGAGGUAACUCUCGAGGCGGCGGAUGAUGUGGAGGCUGAGGAUAUACAGCGGGCCAAGUAUCCGGACGGUGUCCUGGUGCACGUAGAGGAGGACUGA